Postia placenta MAD-698-R-SB12 is the source of this 183-nucleotide messenger RNA. RefSeq lists its product as hypothetical. Lineage: Eukaryota; Fungi; Basidiomycota; Agaricomycetes; Polyporales; Adustoporiaceae. The coding region runs from base 1 to 183 and encodes 60 amino acids. The record is from RefSeq and is a predicted model, not a curated record. The transcript is spliced from 2 exons.
AUGCUGCGCCGUUGCUGCGAGGAAAGCCCUGUGCCCGCGCAGGCAGUCUUGCAGCUCCGCGCACCCGCUAUGUCACGGAAGGACGACGCUUCCGGGCUGUUGAGCGUGAUCGUGCCGAUCGCGAUUGAGCCUGGCGCCGAUGAAGACCAAAUAGGGAAGCGCGGCCAGACAAAGGGCCUUUAG